Molecule: messenger RNA, 1327 nt
Organism: Cryptomeria japonica (Japanese cedar)
Lineage: Eukaryota; Viridiplantae; Streptophyta; Pinopsida; Cupressales; Cupressaceae
Product: peroxisomal membrane protein 11-5
Exons: 8
Coding region: 291-1034 (247 amino acids)
Biological process (GO): peroxisome fission; regulation of peroxisome size
Cellular component (GO): peroxisomal membrane
Source: RefSeq, a predicted model, not a curated record
GAUAUAGAAAGCCUUUAUGCGAUGGUUGUUUAUCAUUCAAAUCAAAAUAUUAUAUGAUAACGAUGAAAAAACAAAAAAUUCUGUUGACACAAAAUGCUCUUAUCUAUUAUUAGAAUUCUGUGACGAAAAAUGGUCUUUAUCUAUUAUUAGUUUGUUUAUACAAUUAUGGACGGACAUCAAUUCAUAUUUAAUAAUGUGGUGGGAUUGAUGUUCUGAGGGAGAAUCUCUUGUUCUUCUCAGCCGCCAGAGUUGCUGUUUACUCUGCAACUAAGUUCUGAAAUAUUGAAGUAAUGAGCUCGAUAGACACAGCUAGAGCAGAACUUGCUCUCCUUGUUUUGUAUUUAAAUAAAGCAGAAGCUAGAGAUAAAAUAUGUAGAGCUAUUCAAUAUGGUUCAAAGUUCCUUAGCAAUGGUGAACCCGGUACAGCACAAAAUGUUGACAAGUCAACAAGCUUAGCACGGAAAGUUUUUCGCCUUUUCAAGUUUGUGAAUGACUUGCAUGCGCUUAUUUCUCCAUCACAAAAGGCAACCCCUCUUCCUCUUGUGUUGCUUGGGAAGUCUAAAAAUGCUCUGCUGUCAACCUUUCUGGCAUUAGAUCAAAUUGUCUGGGCAGGAAGAACAGGCAUCUACAAGAAUAAGGAGCAUACUGAGCUUAUUUCCAGAAUUUCACUUUUCUGCUGGUUGGGUUCUUCUGUUUGCACUACUUUAAUAGAGCUCUCAGAGAUUGGGCGGUUGACUCUAUCAAUAAAAAAGUUAGAGAAAGAGCUCAAGCAAGCCACGUCAGGAAAUAAGUUGCAGUCGUCUGCUUUUGAUUAUGGAAAUUUAAAUGAGCAAUACCUUUCCAAACUCAAGCAAUCAAAUGAUCGGCUGUUGAACUUGAUUAAAUCAUCAAUGGAUAUUGUGGUUGCUGUAGGGCUGCUUCAGUUGGCUCCCAAGAAAGUUAAUCCACGUAUAACAGGAGCCUUUGGCUUUAUAACCUCUCUCAUCUCCUGCUAUCAGUUGCUGCCUGCCCCAUCAAAGGCAAAGGUCCAGUAAUGAAAUCAGUGUUAGUGCAAGAGUCAAUUCCUCUCUCCGUAAAAUCAGUGUCCAGUAAUGAAAUCAGUGUUAGUGCAAGAGUCAAUUCCUCUCCGUAAAAUCAAUGCCGACAUUGUUCUUUAAAAUUAGACAUAAAUUAUGACAACAAUCUACAAUAAUUCCUGACAACAGGCAUAAACUUAUAUAUUCUAUAUGAUUGUAAAUUAUGAGUGGUUUGAGUCAAGACUAUGAUAAGCCCACAUUAUUUUCUUCCUGUAUAUUAAAAGCAUAUAGAUUCUUGGUCUUUUUCUUUA